Messenger RNA from Histoplasma capsulatum G186AR, 1245 nucleotides. RefSeq lists its product as uncharacterized. NCBI's taxonomy places the organism in Eukaryota, Fungi, Ascomycota, Eurotiomycetes, Onygenales, Ajellomycetaceae. The transcript is spliced from 3 exons. The record is from RefSeq and is a predicted model, not a curated record. The coding region runs from base 60 to 689 and encodes 209 amino acids.
CUACUCCAACAUUGAGAAGAUAAUAUUCAUUCUCUACAGUGGAAGAAUCAUAUUUUACUAUGUCCUCCCGAUCCUUAUUAUUGAGGCAUUGUUGCCGCACAAAUCCUCCCAAUCCCAUCCUGUUCCGAUCCAGUCUGCCAACCCAGCAUCUUUCCCAACUCCGAUGUCUUGCAACGAGCCGGGUAGUUCCCAAGAUCCUGGAACCUUCGAUGUGGACCUCUUUGGUUCCGAAAUUCCUUCGAAACGGGAAUUGGCGUGGGACAGAGGCCGCAGGCCGAAAAUCUAGAGCGCCUAAUCCAGCUACAUUUUAUGUAAUCAUGUUCACUCUCAUCGGCUCUCAGGCAAUUCAUGCGAAAAUGCGGCUGCUGAAAGAAGUUAUCGAGCGAAUUCAGAAGGGGGAAGAUGUGGAUGUGAAGAGACUAUUGGGAACCGGGGACGAAGCAAAAGAAAGGGAGUGGGAAGAAGUGUUGAGAGAAAUUGAGCAGGAAGAAUCCCUAUGGCAUUCCAGGUCGAAGCGGACGCAACGCGGAGAUGCAUCAAAAUCCGAUGGUGAUCUUGAUGAUUCCCAACAGUCAACUACGCAACAGCAUGGGGAACCGGGUGAGACAACCAAGUAUCAACCAACCACUUCUAAUGAUGUAUCUACUGCGGAAAGGAGCAAGCCUCAACGACCGUCCAGUUUCUUCUAAACAUUCCGUCCCACACUAGUAUACGAAUUCGACAUCGACCUUGUUACAAAUUUUAAAAUGUCCUUGCUCCCGAAAUAAUCUCAGACAAAAUACCUCCCCACUAGUCAGAAACAUGUUCCUAGCGCAGCCCGUACAUCAUUAUGUUUGCUUGACACGCAAAAUUCAACUUACAUCCCUGACCAUGCUUGGCCUGUUCCAUCCAGUGGCCCCGUUGCACCUACCACCACCUCACUCAUCCAGACCGCCUCCAUGGAAUAAGCCUCGGGUUUUGCUCGGGCACUGAGCAUUGAUGUUGAACCUGACGCACUCACUUUUGCAUCGUUUCGUCUAUGCUGAUUCACCUGUCCGGGACCCCAGCAUAUGUAGCUAAUAACUAGAGAACUAGAAAGGCACCGAGAAGGCUCUGGGUUAAUUACUAUUAGCUUCAACGCUGCUGCAUGAGUUCUAAAUACCAAAGGGCUGAACAACCGAUAUGUCCAGGUUCUGCAGGGUUCGGUAUACUGUCGUCAGGCUACAGCGUGGGACAAUACAGGAGAACGCAGCUUGUGGUAGCCGU